This is a messenger RNA of Phaeodactylum tricornutum CCAP 1055/1, 2751 nucleotides long. It is a transcript of the gene RPN1, whose product is annotated as regulatory proteasome non-atpase subunit 1. The coding region runs from base 1 to 2751 and encodes 916 amino acids. Gene Ontology annotation, cellular component: proteasome storage granule; proteasome complex; nucleus. The record is from RefSeq and is a predicted model, not a curated record. Gene Ontology annotation, biological process: proteasome-mediated ubiquitin-dependent protein catabolic process; regulation of protein catabolic process. The transcript has 2 exons. Gene Ontology annotation, molecular function: enzyme regulator activity. Lineage: Eukaryota; Bacillariophyta; Bacillariophyceae; Surirellales; Neidiaceae.
AUGGCGGACGUGAGCCCGAAGGAUAGCGGAAACGCGAAGGGCAAAGGUCUCAAGAAGGAAGAAAUUGUCGAUACCUUGUCCGAAGACGACAAGGAACUCAAGGAGCGUUUGGAAACCUGCGUAACCACACUCGUAAAUGCAGCAAACGAAGCUUCCGUUACUACGGCGAUUCGCAAUAACGCCUUGGAUGUGAUGGUUAAUGAACUCCGAACCGCAACAGCUUCAAUGACGUCGGUGCCCAAACCGCUCAAGUUCCUUCGUCCGCAUUUUGCUUUGCUGAAAUCCUGUUACGAUGCGAUUGGAGACUGCGAUAACGAACUCAUAGAACUGCGUGCUCGCUUGUCAGAUGUUUUAGCUGUUUUGGCCAUGACCAUGGGUAAGCCGGAAGAACGCGAGAGUCUGAAGUUCAAGCUUGCAGGGGUCAAGGAUUAUGCGCUAUUGAGGGAUCGGAAAUCACCGUCGAAACACGCCGACGACAAUCUAGGAUCCUGGGGGCACGAGUUCGUCCGAUCACUGGCGGGUGAAAUUGGGCAAGAAUACGAUCAGAGAGUGAUUGAUGGAGCGGAUCCGAAUCAAGACGACUCGUUCGAGGAUUUGCUGUCGAUGAUCGACGUUAUCGUGCCCUUUCACGUUUCCCACAAUGCCGAAUCGGAAGCGAUUGAUCUCUUGAUUGAAGUUCAGAGACUCAAAAACCUAUUGAAACUCGAUACAAUCGAUGAGACGAAUUACCAGCGCAUCUGUUUGUAUCUGAUCAAGACAGCGGACUACAUGUCGGACCCGGACGAUCUUUCGGAAAUGCUGGAAACGGCACUGGAAAUAUUUAAGUCUCAGCACCAGUACUUCGACGCACUACGUGUGGCGUUGCGAAUGAACGACACCGAAAAAAUCGCAGAUUUACUCAAGGCUUGUACCGACCCCUUGAUGCGAAAGCAAAUGUGUCUCUUAUUGGGGCGCCAUCGAGUCAACUUCGACGCCGAAGAAGCCGAUAUCGAGGAUGACGACGUUGAGCUGCUUAGUGAGCUAAUUGGUAACGAAAAGCUGAGCGAGCAGUUUCUCAAGUUGGCCCAGGAUCUCGACGUUAUGGAUCCCAAAACGCCUGAGGAUAUCUACAAGUCCCAUUUGGCUGAAACCGGAGGCUUCAGUCGUCGUCGGGAUACGAGUGCGAAUGUUGACUCGGCCCGGGCCAAUUUGGCAAGCACCUACGUCAACGCUUUCGUCAAUGCGGGUUUUGGUCAAGACAAACUGAUGACUCCCGACAACGAUUGGCUAUAUAAAAACAAAGACCACGGGAUGAUGGCGGCAGCAGCCUCAUUGGGAUCGAUUCUUCUCUGGAACGUCGAAGAAGGAUUGACACAAAUCGACAAAUUUUUGUAUUCUAAUGAAGAUUACGUCAAAGCUGGAGCUGCGCUGGCCGUCGGCAUUGUAAGUAGCGGUGUACGCAAUGAUGCCGAUCCUGCGCUGGCUCUACUGUCGGAACACGUAGAAGGUGAAUCACAUGUUAUGAAAUGUGCCGCUUGCACUGGUUUGGGCAUAGCUUACGCUGGUUCGGCACGUGAAGAUGUUAUGGAAAUCCUCACGCCGGUUGUAGAGAGUUCAGAAGGCGGCCCGACCACGAUGAUGGAAGUUUCGUUGGCAGGUCUUGCUCUCGGCAUGAUCUUUGUUGGCACAUGUGACGAUAUGGUAGGAGGUACCAUUGUACAACGGUUGAUGGAAGCAACGGAUGAUGAACUGGAUCAUACGCAUGCCCGCUUUCUUUGUCUUGGAUUGGCUCUCCUGUUUCUGGGACAAAUGGAAAAGGCUGAAGCUAUGAUAGAAGCUCUCCGCACAGUAGAACACAAAAUUGCGAAAUACGCUGUUGUCAUGUUGGAGACUGCGGCCUACGCUGGGUCUGGCAACGUUCUCAAGGUCCAAGAGAUGAUGCACCAGUGCGCCGAGCACUUGACAGAGGACGCGGAGCAUCAAAUGGCGGCUGUUUUGGGAAUUGGUUUGAUCACGAUGGGCGAAGCGGUGGGUUCUGAAAUGGCGCUGCGAACAUUCGAUCACUUGCUGCACUACUGCGAAUUGCCGAUCAAGCGCGCUGUGCCACUUUCAUUAGCUGUACUAAACAUUUCCAAUCCAGACUUUGCAGUAAUCGACCAGCUUUCUCGUCUGUCUCACGAUCCUGACAUAGAAAUUUCUCAAAACGCUAUUUUUGGGCUGGGUAUUGUCAGCGCCGGUACAAACAACUCUCGUGUCGCCGGGCUUUUGAGGCAGUUGAGCGAGUUUUACAGCAAGGAAGCUGGCCAUAUUUUUUGCGUGCGAAUUGCGCAAGGCCUGCUACAUAUGGGUAAGGGUUUAAUGACACUUAACCCAGUCCAUUCCGAUCGUAUGCUCAUGAAUGGACCUGCUCUUGGUGGUAUGCUUGUUUUGCUGCACUCUUGCCUCGAUCUCAAGAGUACUUUGCUGGACAAGAGUCACUAUCUGCUUUACUACCUGACAUGCGCAAUGAAUCCCCGAAUGCUGAUUACAGUCGACGAGGAAUUGAAUUGGCGACCAGUAACUGCUCGCGUGGGACAGGCUGUCGAGACCGUUGGACAAGCAGGGAAGCCCAAGCGUAUAACUGGCUUCCAGACGCACACGACACCUGUUCUGCUUGCUGCAACGGACCUAGCCGAGCUUGGCACCGAAGAAGUGUUCAGCAUGAGCAGUGUGCUAGAGGGUAUCGUGAUCUUGAAAGACAAUCCAGACUACGAACCCGAAGAAAAGAAAUAA